This is a messenger RNA of Coregonus clupeaformis (lake whitefish), 2303 nucleotides long. It is a transcript of the gene hacl1, whose product is annotated as 2-hydroxyacyl-CoA lyase 1. Gene Ontology annotation, biological process: fatty acid alpha-oxidation. The coding region runs from base 123 to 1829 and encodes 568 amino acids. Gene Ontology annotation, cellular component: peroxisome. The record is from RefSeq and is a predicted model, not a curated record. The transcript has 18 exons. Gene Ontology annotation, molecular function: thiamine pyrophosphate binding; magnesium ion binding; catalytic activity. Lineage: Eukaryota; Metazoa; Chordata; Actinopteri; Salmoniformes; Salmonidae.
UCAUGUGAUUGGCCGUGAACCCGGGAGUGGUAUUAACGUGUAAUACUUUAGACAGGAGCAGUAGUGCCAGAAGAAAUCCUGUCACUCAAAUUGUAACUUUGUGGAAUUUCUCGACAAUAAUAAUGGAAGAUGUGACUGGGGCUCAGCUCAUUGCAGAGGCACUAAAAGCUCAGAAUGUAGAAUAUAUGUUUGGAAUAGUUGGUGUUCCAGUCAUUGAAGUAGCUAUGGCAGCUCAAGCCUCAGGAAUCAAGUAUGUGGGAAUGCGCAAUGAACAAGCCGCUUGCUAUGCUGCGUCUGCUGUUGGUUACCUCACUGGACGUCCAGGUGCGUGUCUGGUUGUGUCUGGACCGGGACUCAUCCAUGCACUUGGUGGAAUGGCCAACGCUAACAUGAACUGCUGGCCUGUGAUUGUUAUUGGAGGCUCCUCCGAUCAAAACCAAGAGACCACUGGGGCAUUUCAAGAGUUUCCACAGGUGGAGGCAUGCAGACUGUACAGUAAGUUCUCUGCUAGGCCUAGCAGUCUGGAUAUGAUAUCCUCAGUGGUAGAGAAGGCAGUACGCACUAGCAUGUAUGGACGUCCAGGUGCUGUAUACGUAGACAUAUCUGGGGACAUGGUCAAUGCUAAAUUGGACAGGAGCAGAGCCAGAGAGGUGCCCUGUAGUCCACCUCCUCCUGUGAGUAUGGCUGACCAUAUGGCGAUCACAGAAGCACUGGCGGUCCUGAAAGGAGCCAAACGGCCUUUACUCAUCAUUGGCAAAGGUGCAGCCCAUGGAAGAGCAGAGGGGGCUCUGAGGGAGCUGGUGGAGGGGUGUGACCUGCCCUUCCUGCCCACCCCCAUGGGUAAAGGGGUGCUGCCUGAUGAUCACCCCAACUGUGUUGCUGCUGCCCGCUCCAGAGCUCUGCUCCAGUCUGAUGUUGUGGUCCUACUUGGUGCCAGGCUCAACUGGAUCCUGCACUUUGGCCUUCCCCCCAGGUUUGACCCCCAUGUAAAGGUCAUCCAGGUUGAUCUGUGUGCUGAGGAGAUGGGGAACAACGUGCAACCUGCUGCUGCUCUCCUGGGGGACAUCAAUACUAUUGUCAAGCAGCUCCUGGAGUACGUUCACAAAGAUGGCUGGAAGUAUCCAGCUGAUACAGAAUGGUGGACCACGUUAAAAGAGAAGAUGGCUGCUAACGCAACAAUGACAAAGGCGUUAGCUCUACAGUCGACAACACCCAUGAACUACUACCAAGUGUUCCACCACAUCUCCCAGCUGCUGCCCCACGACUGUGUCAUCGUGAGUGAGGGGGCCAACACCAUGGACAUCGGGCGCACCAUGUUGAACAACUACCUUCCUCGACACAGGUUGGAUGCUGGCACCUUCGGGACGAUGGGGGUGGGUCUGGGCUUUGCCAUCGCGGCUGCAGUAGUGCAGAGGAACCAGAACACAGGCCAGAGGGUGGUGUGUGUGGAGGGGGACAGUGCCUUUGGAUUCUCUGGGAUGGAGGUGGAGACCAUGUGCAGGUAUAAACUCCCAGUGGUCAUCAUCGUGGUCAACAACAAUGGGAUCUACAGCGGAGUGGACGCAGAGACGUGGGAAAUGAUGGGAAAGAUGGGAGAUCUGACCACUGUAGCCCCCCCUGUGACCCUGCUGCCUGAAGCCCGCUAUGACGAGGUCAUGAAGGCCUUUGGAGGACGAGGGUUCCUGGUGCGGACAGAGGAGGAGCUGCGUAGUGCCUUACAGCUCAGCCUCAGUGACUGGGAGAGACCUAGUCUCCUCAACGUCCUCAUAGACCCCUCCUCAGACAGGAAGCAACAGGAGUUUCCAUGGCUGACUCGCUCCAACCUGUAGCCCCAAGAGGAGAGGUCUGCUGUAUGGGACAGUGAGGAAGACCUGCUUCCUUCUCCCACCUGAUGGAGAAAUUGGGUACGUCCCAAAUGGCAACCUCUUCUCUAUAAGGUUCAUUCUCUAUGGGCCCUGGUCAAAAGUAGUGCACUAAAUAGGGAAUAUGGUGCCAUUUGGUAUGCAGCCCUUGUCAGUGAAGUUUAUCUCUCUAUAACAUGGUGUUGGGAGACAGUGACAGCUCCUCACUCUGCCAUGAGCAGGCUGCAUUUAAUGUGUUUUUGUAUCUAAAAAAUAAUGUUCCUAUGAAAUGUUUUAAUCAAGUCACAUUUACUACACGGUAGCAUUACAUUUUUGAUUUUGUAAUUUUAUACCAUGAUUAAGAUGUAGAUUUGUGACAAAAUGUCAGGUAUAUUUGUCUUUGACUUAUUUACUAUACUUGUACAAGUGUAAUUGAAAAUAAACUUUGUUGCAGACAAACUA